AGGUCUCUUAUUCCUUUGAGGGUUCAUGAUAAAUAGAUAGAGGCUCACACACCCAAAAAUGGCUGCCAUUGUUGUAUCCGUAGCCUCCACACUCAUAGCUUCGUCUCCUCGAUAUUCUUCUUCUACUACCUCCUUACUUUUCACUAAACUAAGGUCUUCUUCACCAUUUCUUCGAUUUUCUUUAGCUGUUACACCCUUUUGCUCUCGCAAAGGUAGACUCAUGGCUCACACUCUCGCUCAGGCCAAUCUCGGCCUCACUUACCCUGCUGGCAUCGAAGCCCCUAAGAUCUCUUUUGCUGCGAAAGAUAUUGAUGUGACGGAAUGGAAGGGAGACAUACUUGCAGUGGGUGUCACUGAGAAAGACUUGGCAAAGGAUGAGAACUCAAAGUUUCAGAAUUCAAUUUUGAAGAAGUUGGACUCUCAGUUGGGUGGUUUGUUGGCUGAAGCCUCUUCAGAGGAGGACUUUACUGGAAAGGCUGGCCAAUCGACAGUUCUUAGGCUUCCGGGUCUUGGCUCAAAAAGGGUUGGCUUGAUUGGGCUUGGACAGUCUGCUUCAACUCCAGCUGCUUUUCGGGGUCUUGGUGAGGCCGUUGCAGCAGCAGCAAAGUCUACUCAAGCAAGUGAUGUUGCUAUUGUGCUGGCCUCUUCCGAGGGGCUCUCUGCUGAAUCAAAGCUUAACUCAGCUACGGCAAUAGCAUCUGGAACUGUGCUGGGGUUAUAUGAAGACAAUAGAUAUAAAUCAGAGUCAAAGAAACCAGCUCUAAAGUCUGUGGAUAUUCUUGGUCUUGGAACUGGACCUGAACUGGAAAAGAAGCUCAAGUUUGCAGAAGCUGUUUCUUCUGCAGUAAUUUUUGGACGAGAGCUUGUGAAUUCGCCUGCCAAUGUACUCACACCUGCGGUGCUCGCAGAAGAGGCUUCAAAGAUUGCCUCCUUGUACAGUGAUGUUUUUUCUGCUAAAAUUUUAAAUGCUGAGCAAUGCAAAGAAUUGAAGAUGGGGUCAUAUCUGGGCGUAGCUGCAGCCUCUGCAAAUCCUCCUCACUUCAUACAUUUGUGCUACAAACCUCCAGGUGGACCUGCCAAAGUCAAGUUGGCAUUAGUUGGAAAAGGGUUGACCUUUGACAGUGGUGGCUACAACAUCAAGACAGGACCAGGCUGUUCCAUUGAGCUCAUGAAAUUUGAUAUGGGGGGUUCAGCAGCAGUUCUAGGUGCAGCAAAAGCUAUCGGUCAAAUUAAACCUUCCGGAGUAGAGGUUCAUUUCAUUGUGGCGGCUUGUGAGAACAUGAUAAGUGGAACCGGCAUGAGACCUGGAGAUAUUGUAACAGCAUCAAAUGGAAAGACCAUUGAGGUUAAUAACACCGAUGCUGAGGGCAGACUUACAUUGGCAGAUGCUUUGGUAUAUGCUUGUAACCAAGGUGUUGAGAAGAUAGUUGACUUGGCAACUUUAACUGGGGCUUGUGUAGUUGCUCUUGGUCCCUCAAUUGCAGGUAUCUUUACACCCAGUGAUGACCUGGCCAAGGAGGUAAUUGCAGCUUCAGAGGCCAGUGGGGAGAAACUUUGGAGGUUGCCUUUGGAAGAAAGUUAUUGGGAGUCGAUGAAAUCAGGAGUAGCUGAUAUGGUCAACACUGGUGGUCGUCCGGGUGGUGCUAUCACUGCUGCUCUCUUCUUGAAGCAGUUUGUUGAUGAGAAGGUUCAAUGGAUGCAUAUUGACUUAGCAGGCCCAGUUUGGAAUGAUAAGAAACGCGCUGCGACAGGAUUUGGCAUUUCUACUUUGGUCGAGUGGGUUUUGAAGAACUCUUCUUAGAUAAAGAUUGAAGCAUUCUGUUGGGAUCUCAUAUACAUCAAGGGAGGAGAGGAAGAACAAUGUCACCUAUCACCUAUCAAAAAAAAGAACAAUGUCACAUAGCAUCCUUGGUGGUGUUUCUAUUCAUAUGAAUAAAUAUGUUGGAGGAGUUAAGAAGUCAUGAGUGGAAGGCAUGGUCUUGUUUGAGCUUGUUAGAGAAACUUUAAAACUAGAAUUUCAACUGAAAUGGUGUUUUUAAAUGUCUCUCAGUCCUUUAAAAAAAGUCUACUAGUCCUUAUGAUUUUUUUUGGUU
This is a messenger RNA of Quercus robur (English oak), 2093 nucleotides long. Its product is annotated as leucine aminopeptidase 1-like. Gene Ontology annotation, biological process: proteolysis. Gene Ontology annotation, molecular function: metalloaminopeptidase activity; manganese ion binding. The transcript has 10 exons. Lineage: Eukaryota; Viridiplantae; Streptophyta; Magnoliopsida; Fagales; Fagaceae. The record is from RefSeq and is a predicted model, not a curated record. The coding region runs from base 59 to 1801 and encodes 580 amino acids. Gene Ontology annotation, cellular component: cytoplasm.